CCAGGCGGCCUGCUUGAGCGCCUUUGCUCCGGGCCAGCUCGGCGGCGGCAUUCUCCAUGACGGCCACCGUUUUUCGUGUUUGAUCUCUGCAUACACAGAACAGAAGAAGGAGAUGGAUCUCUCAAAGUCGAUGGAUUAGGUAUCCAGGCAUUUCGGCAGGGCUAUCUUUGUCGACAUGUCGACAUGUUUUGACUCUUUUUGUCACGAAGCAAACUACAUGUGUCCACUUCCCGACUCUCAUUCUUCAGCAUCCAUCAACACCAGUAGCACACAGGCUCGGAGCUUCUCUUUAACGGGGGCAAGCACAAUUCUCGCCGUCUGCCACUAGAAAACUGACACAUGUCUUUCCAUCCACUCAGGGGCUCAGGGGUAAACACCACCUUAAUAGCAAAUCCCGUUGCCAGGGCAAACCUCCCAACUACCCACACCAUAACCCCCCAAACCCACCUCGAUAUCGACCAGAACAACAGCCCUGUCGAUAUCACCUCUUCACCCUCAACCGCCAACACGAACCCAAACCUCCAACCCCCUCUUGGCAUCCGUAUCCAACCCCUGUCCCCCAAACUCCCGCCAAGACCCCUACACAGCAUCUUUACGCGUCACCCUCCCACGUGUGAACCACUCCCCCGGCACCUCAACACCAAACUGCUCAAAAAUCUCACGAUGAACCCACCCAUCAUGGCUUUUUUGCGCGACAUUUGUACAAGAAGUCUUUCCAGGCAACCAUAUUUCGACUCCUGCCAAGAGAUAUAGCUUUAGAUACGACGGGGAAUAAAAAAGUUGCCAUGGAGCAGGGGUCUUGUGCUUUGGGGCUGGCACAAAAGUAAAAUGAGCAGGUGUAUGCACGCGACUUUUGCAUCUUGGUCGCUGGACACAAAAGAUAGGGUAGGAGCGGCUUUUCCAUCGACAGCACGUUGUUCCCGGUGGUCUAGCCAUUUCUCAGGCCCGACUCUGUGCCCACCGACAACUACUCGCGAUGCUCCUCUCCCGCCGUAUCAUCACCCUCACAGCCGUCCUCGGCUUCAUCGUCGUUGUCUCGUUCUUUACAGUCAAAUACGACGGCCAUGUCGCCCUGGAAUCAGCGGCAAGGUCGCUGACGGGGCAGAAAAAGAAACCUGCGUUUUCAACGAUACAGAACGUGGUCUACAACCGGACAAGAGUGCAAGAGGAGGCCAAGUUUGCCUAUGUGCAAUACACCACCGAUCUGGAUUACCUCUGCAAUGCCAUGAUCAACUUCUCCCGACUAAAAGAAUUCAACACAAAACACCAGCUCGCACUGAUCUACCCCGACACAUGGAACUCCGAGGGCAAAUCAGCCGUCUCCGCGAGGCGAUUCCGCAUCAUGAACAAGAUCAGAACCGAAUACCCGCACAUCAACCUGCACCCCUCCCCCGUGCUGCAGCUCCCAAACGGUGAUGCCACCUGGGGAGCUUCCAUCACAAAGUUCCACGCCUUCUCCCUGGUCGGCUACACUCGCGUAUUGGCAUUUGAUUCAGACACGCUAGUGCUGAACAACAUGGACCACUACUUCGAGGCGCCGAGGGCGGUUCUUGCCGUGCCGAGGGCGUAUUGGUUGGGGGAUCUGAGGAAUACUUCUCUCUCCAUCAACGAGCAGAUUCUGGGAUCGCAUGUCAUGCUGUUGGAGCCGAACACCAGGCGCCAUGACAGGAUCGUUAAGGACGCCAUGGACUCGGGAGAGUUUGACAUGGAGGUGGUGAACAGGCUGUUUAAGGGCUCGGCGAUGAUCCUGCCGCACCGGGGACUGGCUUUGCUGACGGGGGAGUUCAGAUCAAAGGACCAUUCGAGGUACCUGGUCGGUGAAGGGGAGGAUGGGGAGGAUGGGGAGCAGUGGGACGCGGUUGCGGAGGUCAAAAGAAGCUUUCUGGUCCAUUUUAGCGACUGGCCGUUGCCAAAGCCCUGGAUGUUCCAUACUGAUCGGCAGUGGAGGGAUGCGCUGCCGAGCUGUGAGGAGGCGGAGAAGGAGGAGGAGAGGAGGAGAAAAAGAAGGGGAAGGGGGGAGGACGACUGCCCUGACAAGCUGGUCUGGAGGGGGUUCUAUGAGGAGUAUGACCAGGAGAGGAGGGCAAAGUGCGGGUUCAUUGAUGAGUGA
Podospora pseudopauciseta is the source of this 2110-nucleotide messenger RNA. RefSeq names its product N-acetylglucosaminyltransferase (gene GNT1). Gene Ontology annotation, molecular function: glycosyltransferase activity. The record is from RefSeq and is a predicted model, not a curated record. Lineage: Eukaryota; Fungi; Ascomycota; Sordariomycetes; Sordariales; Podosporaceae. The transcript has 2 exons. The coding region runs from base 977 to 2110 and encodes 377 amino acids.